Thamnophis elegans (Western terrestrial garter snake) is the source of this 4855-nucleotide messenger RNA. RefSeq names its product endothelial PAS domain protein 1 (gene EPAS1). NCBI's taxonomy places the organism in Eukaryota, Metazoa, Chordata, Lepidosauria, Squamata, Natricidae. The record is from RefSeq and is a predicted model, not a curated record. Bases 561 to 3239 code for a protein of 892 amino acids. The transcript has 18 exons. Gene Ontology annotation, molecular function: DNA-binding transcription factor activity, RNA polymerase II-specific; protein dimerization activity; RNA polymerase II transcription regulatory region sequence-specific DNA binding. Gene Ontology annotation, biological process: cellular response to hypoxia; regulation of transcription by RNA polymerase II. Gene Ontology annotation, cellular component: transcription regulator complex; nucleus; cytoplasm.
AUCACCCAGCCAAGGCUUGACGUUUUAAAGGGAGCCCUGAGCGCGUCGCUGCUUCCUCAGAUUUGACGGAGCCCGAGAAAGGGAGAAGCGGCCAAGAGUCGCGGCGGGCACUCGCUGCCCCCUUUUUUCUUCCCUGAGCGGGCUGUACAAUCCUCGGCAGUGUCCUGAGACUGUAUGGUCAGCUCAGGGACGGCUCGGUUCGGAGAGCAGGCUCCUUCAGCAACCUUCGUCCUCCUGCUCCGCGUCUGAAUGCGCGGAGAGAGCGCCUAGCCCGGGGCCCCUUUGGCGGCAAGGAACCUUAAGCGCGGGGAAGGCAGAAGCGGCGCAAAGGGCCAGCGAAGCCACCCAAGCCCAGCGCCUAUCAAAGGCCUUCGGGGACCUUCCCACCGACUGAAGCCAGCUCCCCCCACCCCGCCGCCCCGCCGCCUGGAUCUCCGUGCGCCCGGGCUGCCCUUAGCCCACCGGAGCCUUCGCCUUCCUCUCCUGCCGUUUGGGUUAAGCGACGAAGAGGGGGAAAGAGCGAAGCGGGCAGAGCAGCGGGAGCGGCAGAGGCGUCCAGGAUGACAGCUGAGAAGGAAAAAAAGAGACUGAAGCAUGAUCAGUUACAAAUGGGAAAGCUCAAGCUGAGCAGUUCUGAAAGAAGGAAAGAGAAAUCAAGGGAUGCAGCACGAUGCAGAAGAAGCAAAGAAACUGAAGUAUUCUAUGAGUUGGCCCAUGAGCUACCAUUGCCUCACAACAUUAGCUCACAUCUGGACAAGGCAUCUAUUAUGAGGCUUGCAAUCAGUUUCUUACGGACACACAAACUAUUGUCUUCAGUCUGCACCCACAAUGAGAGAGGAAUUGAGACAGAUCAACAGCUGGAUAACUUGUACCUGAAAGCUUUAGAGGGUUUUAUCACUGUCAUCACACAGGAUGGAGACAUGAUCUUUUUAUCUGAAAACAUCAGCAAAUAUAUGGGCUUGACACAGGUGGAAUUGACCGGCCACAGCAUUUUUGAUUUCACUCACCCAUGUGAUCAUGAAGAAAUUCGUGAAAAUCUAAGCUUGAAAAAUGGUCCAGGUUGUGGGAAAAAAAAUAAAGAGAUGUCCCUGGAACGUGACUUCUUCAUGAGAAUGAAAUGCACUGUUACUAACAGGGGCAGAACUGUAAAUCUCAAAUCUGCCACAUGGAAGGUUUUGCACUGCACCGGACAAAUUAAGGUCUAUAAUACCUGUCCCCCUCAUGCUCUGUGUGGUUUUAAAGAGCCACUCUUAUCCUGCCUUGUUCUGAUGUGUGAGCCCAUUCAGCAUCCUUCCAAUACUGAUAUUCCACUGGACAGCAAGACUUUCCUGAGCCGUCAUAGCAUGGACAUGAAAUUUACUUACUGUGAUGACAGGAUAACGGAAUUAGUUGGAUAUCAUCCAGAGGAGCUGCUGGGCCGUUCUGCCUAUGAAUUCUAUCAUGCACUGGAUUCUGAGAGUAUGACCAAAAGUCAUCAAAACUUAUGUGGAAAAGGUCAAGUGGUUACAGGGCAGUAUCGCAUGCUUGCCAAGCAUGGUGGCUAUGUGUGGCUUGAAACCCAAGGAACAGUCAUCUACAAUACUCGGAACUUGCAACCUCAGUGUAUAAUUUGUGUUAACUAUGUUCUAAGUGAAAUAGAGAACAACGACAUUGUCUUCUCCAUGGAUCAGACAGAAUCACUAUUUAAGCCUCAUAUGAUGGCCAUGAACUCUAUGUAUGACCAUGGAAUUCCAGUGGCUGGUAAGAGUGACUUCUUAUUCACCAAGCUGAAGGAAGAACCAGAAGAACUUGCUCAGUUGGCACCAACUCCAGGCGAUGCAAUUAUUUCUCUUGACUUUGGAACGCAAAAGCUUGAGGAAAUUCCUACCUACAACAAAGCUGUGAUGACUUCAAACACUCCGUGGUCUCCAGAAGGGAAGAACCAGGCAUCCCAGGCUGAAAAGCUGACUGUACCAUCAUUUACCUUGCCUCAAGUGGCACCUGGCAGCAGCACUCCCAGUGCAAGCAGCAACAGCAGCUGUUCCACCCCAAGUAGCCCAGGAGAUUAUUACACUUCUUUAGAUGAAGACCUGAAGAUAGAGAUGAUUGAGAAGCUUUUUGCCAUGGACACAGAUGCCAAGAAUCAAUGCAGCUCACAGAGUGACUUCAAUGAACUGGAUCUUGAAACUUUGGCUCCUUAUAUUCCCAUGGAUGGAGAAGAUUUCCAGCUGAGCCCUAUCUGUCAAGAGGAGCGUCCUCUGUGUGAAAGUGUCCAGCUUCCCCAGCACAGCUUAAGUAACAUGAACAGUCUCUUCCAACCACUUGCUCCCUCUUCCCAAAGCGACUUCCUGCCAGAGAAAUAUUGCCAGCCAGGAUCUGACAAAAGCAUGCCAGCAGGCCAAGGGACUCUGCCACUGGCAUUCUUCAACCAUGGGAGUCAGUCAUCCUCAUUCUUGCUGCCCUACUAUGCACAAGCCAACACUCCACUGUCUUCAAUGGGAGGGAGACCAAAUACACAGUGGCCACCUGACCCACCAUUACAGUAUGUGCCAACAAAAUGGAGAGGAAUCAGCCAUAAGUCUUUAACAAGCUCUGCAUCAGACCCUCCAUCACUGCAUUUGCCCAGCAGAAGCACAGAUAGGAAAAGGUCACUGGAAAGUUUUGGACAGCGUGGCAUAGAUAUAAAUCCAGCCCGAAUAGCUCUUGCUAACAGUCUGAAGUUGAAGCGGCAGUUAGAUUAUGAGGACCAAACAUUUCAACAUCUGAAUGGGUCACAAGAUGACAUAUCUGGCCUUAAUCCAGCCCACUUAAUGUUGAAAAGGAUGAAAAUUCUCAGAAGUGAAAACUGUGCAUUGCUUUCAGAAAAGAAGUCACUCAGCACAAGUGUCCUUAAUGAUAAGUUUCUUUAUAACCUACAAAGAUGCUCAGGCCAGCCAGCACAUGUGAUGCAGCAACAACAGCAAGAUCUACCCCUGUCCUCUGGCAACUCUGCAAAUAAUUCCAAAGCUGUGUACUCUCCACCUUUUUACAAAACCCCUUAUCAGGACUUCAGUGUAUCGCAAGCUCAUAGGAUGUCAGGAGUUGCAAGUCGUCUGCUCGGGCCUUCUUUUGAACCUUAUUUGUUGCCAGAAUUAACCCGAUAUGACUGUGAGGUUAAUAUCCCGGUGAUGGGCAGUUCGACGCUUCUUCAGGGAGGACAUAAUCUCUCCAUGUUGAAAUACUCAUACUUGGGAAGCAGUGAUGGGAUCCUCCCGGUUUAACAACCGGUUCGGUGAUCACGUGAUUUGCGUGCGCAGUUUGAAGAAAUCUUCACUUCCAGGUUUCUUUGGAGGAGUAACAUAGCUGAUUCGCAUGGCAAUGUGCUCUGCCGCACGAAUCAUCUGAGAAGAUAAAGGUAGGAAAAUAGCAUAGGCGGGGGGGGGGGCAUCUGAUAGUCAGGGCAAACUGGUUCACUCCCAGCUUAUUGUCAGAGCUAGCAGUUCACCCGAACCAGUCCAAACCAGUAGAAUCCCACUCCUGUUUGGAGGUUAUUCUGGUCCCCAAAUUAGGAUUUUCAUCAUUUCUCAACAGCUCACUACAUUGUACCAAGGGCAAGCACUUGUGGAAGAAAAGUCUGGAGCAUGUCUUCCACGCAAGAUGUUAGCCUUAACAUUCUACCACUUGAUCAUUAGCAUCUACAGGUGAGAUUAUAUAAGGCAGAGGGAAAAUUGGGCCAAUCAGAGCACUCUUUACAGCAAAGGACAAAAGGUAUAGAACUCCCCCAAUUCCAGAAAUUGUUCAGACUGAGAAUUGAAUCUUCUUCAGAAUUGAUGACAGGAAUAUCCUCUGUCUCCUCUAAAAGUAGAGGCCUAAAUUAGAAAUUAUUAAGCAGGUGGUUAAGACACAAAAUGUGGCCCAUGCCACUGAAAAAUGCAUACUCUAGGUUCACAUGAAUUACAAAUCCAGCCAUCAAAUAUAAUUCUAUACCUAUAUGAUAGUAAGCCCUGCUGAAAGAGAAAGGACAUAAUUUUGGAAAGACAUGUAUAAAUUUGCAUUUCCAAGUGUUUGCCUAAAGCCAUGCAAAUUUCAGGAAGAAUUUCUCAAAGGGUAGCCAUCAUAAUAUACCCUUUUUCAGCUUGGUGCUCUCCAGUGUUCAUUACAACUUUAAGAAAUACAGAACCCACAAUACUUUAUAUCAGGAGGAUAUCAUGGGGAGGAAGACUGUGAUAAUACUUUCACAAUUAAUUAAGUAUAUGGCAUAAUUUCAGAUCUGCAGGAAGAGUGUUUUAUCAGAAUAUUGUAUUUAAAAAUUAGGACUUAUGAAGCAUUAAAGUAUUGUUUAUAUAUAGUUUGUCAUAAUGCAUAUGUUCAAAAAAUGCAAUGUAUUACAGCUUCAACUAAAUAUAUUUAGCGGUAAAUUUGAUUUGCUUAAUGUGACUCUCAGAUAUGAGUUUUAAUUGGAUCAGAUUUUCAGUUAUCAUAAUAAAGUUGUAAUUUUGGAGGAAACAUUAAAAAUAUGCACAUUAAGCUGCUAAUAUCAAAUAGUUCGCUUUAAAUGAUCCAUUGAUUUACAGUGACAUCUCUGGAGCUAAAGUGGUUGAAGCAAAACAGAUCUGUUUGUGAUAAAGAGCUGUGCCUGAAUGGCACUCAUAUAUUGCUAUUUUAUUUUUAUUUGUACUUUCACCAUUCAAGUGUUUACCGUAACCUUUUACUAAAACUACACUGAGGGAGAGGGAGACCAUGCUUAUAAUAUUAACCAUAACUAUUGUCAUAAUUAUUUCAUGUUCUCUCUAUUUUUGAAUUUCUUAUUGAUAAUCUUGUAACUGUAUGGCAACUUUUAAUUCAAUAAAGUAAUGUAUUUUGACACUGAUACUUUAUUAAAGAUUACUGAUCCUUC